UGCAGCGGCGGCGACGGCGGCGGCAGCGACAGCGACAGCUUGCCUUCUACGUGGGAGGAGGCGGCUGGCCAGGGGUUGUGGUCCCAAAGGUUUUCCCUCUCGGAUCUGCCCACCCCAUCCUCCCCGUACAUUCUUGCUUUGGGCUCUUCGCCGCGGCGUCCGCGGGUGGUGGGACAGACAACAUCACGGCAGAUGAAGCUGUGACAGAUGGGGAAGCUGAGACCCAGAAGGCUAACUUUUUCAAGAGUGCAUAGAAGAGUCAGGAUUUGAAUUCAGUUCUGCUGAUUGUUUGAAAAGCACAAUGGCAGGUAACAGCCUUGUUCUCCCCAUUGUUCUUUGGGGUCGCAAAGCGCCAACACAUUGCAUCUCAGCAGUACUUCUAACAGACGAUGGGUCCACCAUCAUAACUGGAUGCCAUGAUGGACAAAUAUGUCUCUGGGAUCUUUCAGGAGAAUUGGAAGUUAAUCCUCGAGCACUGUUGUUUGGUCAUACAGCUUCAAUCACCUGUUUGUCUAAAGCUUGUGCUUCUAGUGACAAACAGUAUAUUGUGAGUGCAUCUGAAAGUGGGGAGAUGUGCCUCUGGGAUGUGAAUGAUGGCAGAUGUAUUGAAUUCACAAAAUUAGCCUGCACACAUACUGGCAUACAGUUCUACCAGUUCUCUGUUGGAAAUCAGAGAGAAGGAAGGCUUUUAUGCCAUGGUCAUUAUCCUGAAAUCCUCGUUGUGGAUGCCACCAGCCUUGAGGUGUUAUACUCCUUAGUAUCAAAGAUAUCUCCAGACUGGAUUAGCUCCAUGAGCAUUAUUCGAUCCCACCGAACACAAGAGGACACCGUGGUGGCGCUCUCAGUGACAGGCAUCUUGAAGGUGUGGAUUGUUACCUCUGAAAUCAGUGGCAUGCAGGAUACUGAACCAAUAUUCGAGGAGGAAUCCAAACCAAUUUAUUGUCAGAAUUGCCAAAGUAUCUCUUUUUGUGCAUUCACACAGAGGUCACUUUUGGUUGUGUGCUCCAAAUAUUGGAGGGUAUUUGAUGCUGGAGACUAUUCUCUGUUGUGUUCAGGUCCUAGUGAAAAUGGACAGACAUGGACUGGAGGUGACUUUGUAUCAGCUGAUAAAGUAAUCAUUUGGACUGAAAAUGGGCAAAGUUAUAUUUACAAACUACCUGCCAGUUGCCUUCCAGCUAGUGACUCAUUCCGCAGUGAUGUGGGGAAAGCAGUUGAAAAUUUAAUUCCCCCUUUACAACAUAGCCUCUUGCAUGGAAGAGAUAAAGAGUCUCUAAUUUGUCCUCCUGUUACUCGAUUCUUCUAUGGGUGCAGGGAAUCCCUCCAUAAACUAUUAAUUCAGGGUGAUUCUUCCGGAAGAUUAAAUAUUUGGAACAUAUCAGACACACCUGAUAAACAGGAAGGUAAAGAAGGGCUGGCAAUGACAACUUCUGUUAGUUUGCAAGAGGCAUUUGAUAAACUGAAUCCUUGUCCUGCUGGAAUUAUAGAUCAGCUGAGUGUGAUUCCCAGUAGUAAUGAACCUCUGAAAGUAACUGCAAGUGUGUACAUACCAGCACAUGGACGACUUGUUUGUGGCCGUGAAGAUGGAAGCAUCAUUAUUGUACCUGCCACACAGACAGCUAUAGUACAACUGCUGCAAGGGGAGCACACACUCCGAAGAGGUUGGCCACCUCACAGAACACUCCGUGGUCAUCGGAACAAAGUCACAUGUUUGCUAUAUCCUCAUCAGGUCUCAGCUCGUUAUGAUCAAAGAUAUCUGAUAUCUGGAGGUGUGGAUUUUUCAGUCAUAAUUUGGGACAUAUUUUCUGGAGAAAUGAAACAUAUCUUCUGUGUGCAUGGGGGCGAGAUUACUCAGCUUCUAGUUCCACCUGAAAACUGUAGUGCAAGAGUACAGCACUGCAUCUGCUCUGUAGCCAGUGACCACUCAGUAGGACUCCUAAGUUUGCGAGAGAAGAAAUGCAUUAUGCUGGCAUCUCGUCAUCUUUUCCCUAUUCACGUAAUCAAGUGGAGGCCCUCUGAUGACUACCUCGUAGUGGGGUGUUCAGAUGGCUCUGUGUACGUCUGGCAAAUGGAUACUGGGGCACUGGAUCGUUGUGUGAUGGGGAUAACGGCGGUAGAGAUACUUAAUGCUUGUGAUGAAGCAGUUCCUGCCGCAGUGGAUUCUCUCAGUCAUCCAGCAGUCAACCUCAAACAGGCUAUGACAAGACGUAGCCUUGCUGCUCUGAAAAACAUGGCUCAUCAGAAGCUGCAGACUCUUGCAACUAACCUCUUGGCUCCUGAGGCAUCUGACAAAGGAAAUUUGCCUAAAUAUUCUCAUAACGCCCUGAUGGUUCAAGCAAUAAAGACAAACCUAACGGACCCAGACAUACAUGUACUUUUCUUUGAUGUGGAAGCGUUGAUUAUUCAACUCCUGACUGAAGAAGCCUCUAGGCCGAAUACUGCGCUUAUUUCCCCAGAGAAUUUGCAAAAAGCAUCUGGCAGUUCAGACAAAGGGGGCUCGUUUCUAACUGGAAAACGAGCAGCAGUUCUCUUCCAACAAGUGAAAGAAACUAUCAAAGAGAACAUAAAGGAACAUCUCCUUGAUGAUGAAGAGGAGGGUGAGGAGAUAAUGAGGCAGAGAAGGGAAGAAAGUGAUCCUGAAUAUCGGGCCAGCAAGUCUAAGCCGCUGACCUUGUUAGAAUAUAAUUUAACUAUGGACACUGCCAAAUUGUUCAUGUCCUGCCUUCAUGCCUGGGGUUUGAAUGAAGUUCUGGAUGAAGUUUGUCUUGAUCGCCUUGGAAUGCUGAAACCCCAUUGCACAGUAUCAUUUGGUCUCUUAUCCAGAGGAGGUCACAUGUCACUGAUGCUUCCUGGUUACAAUCAGGCUGCUUGUAAGCUGUCACGUGGGAAAGCAGACGUAGGAAGGAAGCUGCCAGCGGCUGAGGGAGCUGGAAAGGGAACUUAUGGAGUGUCCCGCGCUGUCACCACACAACACCUCCUGUCUAUCAUAUCUUUGGCAAAUACCCUAAUGAGUAUGACCAAUGCAACUUUUAUUGGUGAUCAUAUGAAGAAGGGCCCUACCAGGCCACCUAGACCAAGCACCCCAGACCUUUCUAAGGCAAGGGGUUCCCCUCCAACUUCCAGUAAUAUUGUGCAAGGACAGAUUAAACAAGUUCCUGCACCUGUUGUUUCAGCUCGGUCUGAUGCUGAUCGCUCUGGCUCUGACCCUGCUUCCACUCCUGCUUUACAUACCUGUUUCUUAGUAAAUGAAGGAUGGAGUCAGCUGGCUGCAAUGCACUGUGUGAUGUUACCAGACCUGCUGGGACUGGACAAAUUCAGGCCUCCACUUCUAGAGAUGCUGGCUCGGAGAUGGCAGGAUCGAUGCUUGGAGGUAAGAGAAGCUGCACAGGCCCUCCUUCUAGCAGAACUGAGAAGAAUUGAGCAGGCAGGACGGAAGGAAGCCAUCGAUGCCUGGGCUCCUUAUUUACCUCAAUAUAUGGACCACGUCAUAUCACCUGGAGUCUCAGCUGAAGCCAUGCAGACUAUCAGCACUGCUCCUGAUGCUUUAGGGCCGGAAGCCAAAAUCCAGGAGGAAGAACACGACCUUGUAGAUGAUGACAUCACAACUGGUUGCUUAUCAAGUGUCCCACAAAUGAAAAAGAUUUCCACAUCUUAUGAGGAAAGACGGAAGCAAGCUACUGCUAUUGUUUUACUGGGAGUAAUAGGAGCUGAAUUCGGUGCUGAAAUUGAACCUCCUAAACUGUUGACCAGACCUCGAAGCUCUAGUCAAAUUCCUGAGGGAUUUGGUUUGACUAGUGGUGGAUCCAACUACUCACUGGCCAGACAUACUUGUAAGGCACUGACGUUUCUUCUGCUACAGCCGCCAAGCCCCAAACUCCCUCCACACAGCACUAUCCGAAGAACUGCCAUUGAUCUCAUUGGACGCGGUUUCACAGUUUGGGAGCCCUACAUGGAUGUGUCUGCCGUCCUGAUGGGGCUUCUAGAACUUUGUGCCGAUGCCGAGAAACAACUUGCCAACAUCACAAUGGGGCUGCCUCUGAGCCCCGCAGCUGACUCCGCCCGCUCCGCGAGGCAUGCCCUCUCGCUCAUUGCCACCGCCAGACCACCCGCCUUCAUUACCACUAUAGCCAAAGAGGUUCACAGACACACUGCUCUUGCAGCAAAUACUCAGUCGCAGCAGAAUAUGCACACUACAACUCUUGCACGAGCUAAAGGGGAAAUUCUGAGAGUCGUUGAAAUUCUUAUUGAAAAGAUGCCCACAGAUGUUGUGGAUCUUCUUGUGGAGGUAAUGGACAUCAUUAUGUACUGCCUUGAAGGAUCUUUAGUUAAAAAGAAAGGUCUUCAAGAAUGUUUCCCAGCCAUCUGCAGGUUCUACAUGGUCAGCUAUUACGAACGGAAUCACAGAAUAGCAGUUGGAGCUCGCCAUGGUUCAGUGGCCCUGUACGACAUCCGAACUGGAAAAUGUCAGACAAUCCAUGGACACAAGGGACCAAUCACUGCAGUGGCCUUUGCUCCUGAUGGACGAUAUCUUGCCACCUACUCAAAUACUGACAGCCACAUUUCUUUCUGGCAGAUGAACACCUCGCUGUUGGGAAGCAUCGGCAUGCUGAAUUCGGCGCCGCAGCUGCGCUGCAUUAAAACCUACCAGGUGCCGCCCGUGCAGCCGGCUUCGCCCGGCUCCCACAACGCCCUCAGGCUGGCCCGGCUCAUCUGGACUUCCAACCGCAACGUGAUCCUGAUGGCCCACGACGGGAAGGAGCACCGCUUCAUGGUGUAGGGCCGGGCCGCGCCCGUCCGCUGCAUCCUCCCCAGUGCUGCCCGCGCCGGUGUCCUCCAGGCGCGCGGCUGAGUCUGUCACCCCUGCAUGGUUCCGGGGGCAGGCUCCUGCUCGGGCCACCAGCUGUCUCAUGGGCACGCGCUCACUGCUCUGCAGGACGUGGCCCUUCCGUCACUGGGUCUCUUUUCCCUGCCAGGGCGGGAGGGGAAGCCUGCGGUCCCUGGGAACGCUCCUGUCGCUUGGGGCGCCGGAAGCCUGGCAAUCAGUCAACACUGUGACCGCGCCCCCACCCAGUCAGCCGUUUCCAGAGCUAACCCCUCUCUGAAGUGCUCCUUGAACCUGGUCAUUGAGACAUCGGGUUUUGAAGUAAUGUGGCAGGCCUGAUUAUUGAAGUUAUUUUCCUUCAAACCCUACAAUUAGGGUUUCCUAAAACAUACGGUUGUUUACCAAAAAAAUAUUCUGCGUUUACAUGGUUUUUUUUUUCUAAUUAUCGCUAGAAAAUUAGUCCAAUGUCCCAGGGUUUAACCACUGCCUUCUUUAUCCACACCUAACCCCUUUGAGAUUAAUGAGGAAAUAUACAAAAAAAUACUUUUUUUCCCUUAUGGGGAAUACAGUUUCCCAGGCACCCAGACUUCUAAAAUGCUCAUAUCCUGCUAAGUGAUAGUGUAGUUAAGUAGUUCAAAAUAAAAAUCAUCACUACUUAUGAUCUAGUUAAAUGAUUACCCGGUCAUUAUAACUAAUCUCUUAAACAGACUUUUGUUAAUAAAGAACCAAAUUUGGAAGCAAGCAUAGCAUAAAACUAAAAAGAUUUGUGCCUGUUGCUACAGAUCCUUUUAAGAAAAUACUUAGCCUUACCAUCCAGAAACUUCACAGGUCCCAUGUGUAUGGUCUGUGUCAGUUAUCAUGUAAUAGUUACAAUCCAGCCUUCAAACUCCCACUGGUGAAUUAAAGAAAAGCUAAGACAACAUUUCUUUUAAACAAAUAUCAAAAUUAGUAAUCAGCACACACAUUCAGGAGUAUGUAUGAAAACGUGAGGACUCUCACUUUGAGCAAACAUUGCAACGAGAGUUCAUCACGCUUCAGAGUAAGCUUUAACUAGGCUGCUUUCUUCUCGUUAUGUCAAAUUAUGCUGGUUCUUGCUCAUGGUAAUGGGAGAGACUCCAUUAAAUAAUACUUCGUAUGAACUGCUCCUAACCAACCUUGAUUGGUGUAUAGUUGGGGAUUUGGUCGGUCGGUUGGCUGUUGAUUGGUUCGCUAGUUGGGUAGAAUGGUUUACUAACUGCAAAAAGAGAAAAUGACUUAUUAAAUUAAGAGAAACUAUGUAAAGUUUGCAGAGGAACCAAAAUGCUAAUGACAGCAUUUAAUUUAAAAAGCGUAGAUUGUCAGAGUUUAUGUAAUUUACCAAAAAGGUAGGGUCACAGUCUCAGUACAAAUACAUCUGCUAUUUUAUUGAAACUGAUUUUUAAGGAGUAUGUCAAAUUGAGACCACUAGAAUGUCUCUCUCAUACUGAUAGUAUGAAGUAUGUUAUUUCCAUAGAUGGCAAACCUGUGCUAUUCCUUGGUUUUAGACUUUUGGGUUCGUUCAAAGUGAAUUUAUGCCACAUGCAUGUAUAUUGUAUUUAUGAAGAUUAUAUAUGUAGUUUCCAAGGCAGAAUAAAAGGAACUAUACAGUGUAGACUUAAUUUGUUUGGUGAACCUGCUGUUGUGUUCGGUGUAGAUAGAGAAAACCUGAGGUAAGUGAAAGAUGCACUUGUGUUUCCAGUGGGCUCCUGACUCUUUGCAACACCCAGCACAUGUUUACUUUAUGAACUUAAGUGGGGAUUAAUUUAUUGUAGACUACAAAGCUGUUUUGGAAUGAUGAAGUGAAGAUUUUUUUUAAAAAAACACCAUCUUAGAGAUUCUUUAAAAACAAUACAUUCAGUGCAUUAGGGGAAAGGUGUGGGACCAUUAGGCAAGCCACCAGAAAUGCCCAAAUGGCUCAGGGGAUUUAGAAAAAUGCUGUUAAGGGCCAGAAGAAUGCAACGUCUGGGCUGUGGGCUUAGGCCACGAGGCUGUCACACAGGCUGUCUGCACAGCCAGCCAAAAUUAUUGACCCAUAGAAUAUUAUGAUUCUAAAACUCUAGAGGGGAUGAUAUUUGAUGGUUAGACAGCUAUCUCUAAUUGUUGAACUAAUAUUUGCAUUCUUGUUAACACAAAUCUCGCCUUGGCUGUUUUGGUGAUGACAGUCCCAGCCUCCAUCACAGCUUAGAUUCCUCAGCACUGAGGCAAACUUUCUAUGAUCACAGCAGUGUGUGCUUCUAGUGUUUUAUUGAUUUCAUUGGCACUGUGUUUGGACUUGUCCUUGUAAAUGUAGAGAUAUAUGUGGCUUCAUUGGUAAUUUACAAGCAAAAGAUGACAUGAUGUGACACCUGUGUGAAAAUGCAAUGAUUGAACUGUGUACAGUGAGUGAAUUGAAAUAUCUGCCUCUCGAGACAUUUCUUGAUAGAUUCUAUAUGUGCUGAAUGCCCCUGUGUACAUAUGUGUGUUAAAUAAAACCAAACUGUACUAAAAA
Messenger RNA from Manis pentadactyla (Chinese pangolin), 7325 nucleotides. It is a transcript of the gene WDR7, whose product is annotated as WD repeat domain 7. Gene Ontology annotation, cellular component: cytoplasm. Bases 302 to 4774 code for a protein of 1490 amino acids. The record is from RefSeq and is a predicted model, not a curated record. Gene Ontology annotation, molecular function: protein binding. The transcript is spliced from 29 exons. NCBI's taxonomy places the organism in Eukaryota, Metazoa, Chordata, Mammalia, Pholidota, Manidae.